Messenger RNA from Mangifera indica (mango), 1751 nucleotides. Its product is annotated as short-chain dehydrogenase/reductase family 42E member 1. Gene Ontology annotation, biological process: steroid biosynthetic process. Lineage: Eukaryota; Viridiplantae; Streptophyta; Magnoliopsida; Sapindales; Anacardiaceae. Gene Ontology annotation, molecular function: 3-beta-hydroxy-Delta5-steroid dehydrogenase (NAD+) activity. The record is from RefSeq and is a predicted model, not a curated record. The coding region runs from base 73 to 1509 and encodes 478 amino acids. The transcript has 5 exons.
GUCAACUGCCAGACUAGAAGGUUAGAUCAAGACACAGAAGUGUUGAGUAGAGUUGGAACGAGCUCUGAGAAAAUGCACUUAAGCGAAAACGAAGGGAUAGAAGGAAAGACAUUCGUGGUGACUGGUGGGUUGGGCCACGUGGGCUCUGCUCUCUGUCUAGACCUUCUACGACGCGGCGCUUACGAGGUUCGAGCCUUUGACUUGCGGACCACCUCACCUUGGUCUCAUCUUCUCCACCACAAAGGCGUCGUUUUCAUUCAAGGGGAUGUUUCCAAGAAAAAAGAUGUUGAAAGAGCUGUGCGUGGAGCGGAUUGUGUGUUUCAUAUUGCUUCUUAUGGCAUGUCAGGGAAAGAAAUGCUGCAGUUUUCUCGAGUUGAUGAGGUGAAUAUUAAUGGAACUUGCCAUGUCAUUGAAGCUUGCGUUGACUUUGGGAUCAGAAGGCUUGUGUAUGUGAGCACUUACAAUGUUGUGUUUGGGGGGAAAGAGAUUGUGAAUGGAAAUGAGUCCUUGCCUUAUUUCCCCAUAGAUGAACAUGUUGAUUCAUAUGGCCGUAGUAAGUCAAUUGCUGAGCAAUUGGUUCUAAAGAGCAACGGCCGUCCCUUUAAGAAAAAUAAUGGGCAAUGUCUAUAUACAUGUGCCAUUCGUCCUGCUGCUAUCUAUGGGCCUGGUGAAGAGAGGCAUUUUCCAAGGAUAGUGUCGCUAGCGAAGUUAGGAUUGAUGCCAUUUAUAAUUGGUCAAGCAAAUGUGAAACAAGACUGGAUUUAUGUGGAUAACCUGGUAAUGGCACUGUUAUUGGCGAGCAUGGCACUUUUAGAUGACAUUCCAGGGAGAAAGGGAUCUCCGAUAGCUGCUGGCAAGCCGUACUUCGUAUCUGAUGGGCAUCCAGUCAAUACCUUUGAAUUCAUCAGACCUUUACUAAAAAGCCUGGAUUACAACUUACCAAAGUAUCGUUUAGCUGUUCCCCAUUCUCUAUUUUUGGGGAAGGUUUUCUCAAUUUUCUAUUCAAUCUUGUAUCCGUGGUUGAAUCAAUGGUGGCUUCCUCAACCACUGAUCCUUCCUGCUGAAGUGUACAAGGUGGGUGUUACCCAUUACUUCUCAUUCCUUAAAGCCAAAGAGGAACUCGGUUAUGUUCCAAUGGUCAGUCCAAGCGAGGGCAUGGCUGCGACCAUCUCAUAUUGGCAAGAAAGGAAAAAGAAAAGUUUACACGGACCUACAAUAUACGCAUGGUUAUUUUGUGUGAUUGGAAUGUCUAUACUAUUUUGCGCUGCCUUCUUACCGGACAUUGGACCGGUACCAUGCUUCAAAGCAAUCAGUCUUUUCUUCCUGCGGUCAAUGCAGAUAGUAAGGACAGUAUUCAUUCUAGCCAUGGCAGCACAUAUAGGCGAGGCCGUAUUUGCUUGGUUCUUGGCAAAGAGAGUGGAUCCAGCUAAUGCCAGGGGAUGGUUUUGGCAGACUUUUGCUCUUGGGAUUUUUUCAUUGCGGUUUCUGUUGAAGAGAGCCAGGAAGUGAGUCCAGGCAUUUACAUAUAUACCAUUGUAGUCAAUGUAUGGAUGCAAAAUUUUCUGUUUUUGUGGUGACGAUUGAAAAGCGAAAAGGGACCAGUGUUGAGAAGUGAAAUUUGUGCUUCUGACCUUUGUAAAAACCAUUUCAGACCUGGCUUUGAAUCCGGGAAAGAAUUAGUCCAACUCUUGACCGAUUCAAUCAACAGUCAAAUCAAUAAACUGGUUAAAUAAACAUUUGAUAAUAUUCAA